Messenger RNA from Penicillium crustosum, 552 nucleotides. RefSeq lists its product as uncharacterized. The record is from RefSeq and is a predicted model, not a curated record. Bases 1 to 552 code for a protein of 183 amino acids. NCBI's taxonomy places the organism in Eukaryota, Fungi, Ascomycota, Eurotiomycetes, Eurotiales, Aspergillaceae. The transcript has a single exon.
AUGGGGACCCCCAAAACUUUCGACUCCGUCAGUUCCUCCAAACGACCUGCCCAGGAUAGUAUCGGCGAAUCCUGGAUCGACGUGGGUAUAGGCCUCGUUUGCGCUGACGACAUUCUGGUCCUGGAUCCCUUCUCCAUUUGUGUUGUUUUCUGGGCAUCCCAAUGGUCAUUUAUCGACACUUAUAUACCCAGUGGACUAGAUCCGUGCUUACCUGGACCCUCCGAGAACAACACUGUGAAACUCGGCCACUGGAAGUCUUCCUCCGAUGGUGUGACUUCAGUGCCGGUCCUAGAGUCGCUCUUGUGUGACUCCUCCCUCGAACUAGGACCCGAGUCCGAUGCUGCUGUUGGACUCGGGACCCGACUCGGGACUCUGCGCACCCUCUGCGCCCUCGCUGCUGGGGUUGGCUUCGGUACCCUCCCCGCACUGCACCGAGUCGGACGGUCAACUACCUCUGCCUCUCCCCUGCGCGCCUUCACGACUGCCCCCACUGCUGCCGGCCGGGUCGUCUUUCUCUUGGCCGGCCGGCCCAGCGGUUGCGAGAUCGAAUAG